AUGAAAGGUAGUCGAAAAAUUUUUGAGUUCCGUGGUGUCAAGGUAUCGACGGUUUCGCGCACCGUGUCCACCGAAAUCGGAGCCGAGGAGGAGACAAAGCGCCAUCGACGUUCUCUGGACGCAGCGGUAACGGCGCGCGCUCGCGCUACGAGGGACCGGCAGCGCGUGCCCGAGCAGCCUCACCAACCUGAGUCAUGGCAGGCGGGUGACGGCAAAGAUGUACCAGAGCCCACGACUACUGCACCUGUUUUCACAACUGAGCUGGACAGCCCGGCCUUGUUCGACGACCCAAACCUUCCCGAGGGCUGGUACCGCAAGGUCUGCCAGCGGCAGAGCGGACGCUCGGCGGGCAAGUUCGAUGUCUACAUAUACAACCCGCAGGGCAAGAAGUUUCGCUCACGGAAUGAGUUGGCGGCCUAUCUGGAGCAGGUGAACAGCCCGCUUUUGGUGUCGGACUUUGACUUCACUGUCAAAGGGGAGCAAUCCAGGGCCAAGUCAGCUGGGCUGCCUCCACCACCAUCAGCACGGAAGCCGGUGACACCAUCCCCAACCAAGCGAGAGAAAAAAGUGGGAUCGGACAAGAAGCCGCAGUCUGAGAAAAAGCCACAGUCCGACAAGAAGCCGCAGUCUGACAAGAAGCCGCAGCCUGACAAGAAGCAGCAGUCUGACAAGAAGCCGCAGUCUGACAAGAAGCUGCAGUCCGACAAGAAGCCACCUGCCGAGAAGAAGACUCCAGUGGAAAAGAAGAAGGCGCAGUCAACAAAGAAGGCUGCCUCCGAAAAGAAGGUGUCUUCUUCUGGGUCCAAGCCAGUGUCAUCACCAGCGCCACGAACAGGUCGUAAGUUGAUGGUCAGACUCAAUUUCACUUCACCAAAAAAGCGAAUCCUCAAAAACUACUCUGAGAAUAAGGUUGAAAGUGGGGACGCAGGGGGCGGUACAGAUGAGGGUUCGGAAAGCCCACUUCCGGCCAAGGGCGAGGACCAAAUACCACCGGCAGCAGCGGACAACAAGAAGCAGAUGGAGGCGGGACUGAGCACCCCCGACGUGGAUGCCAGUACUGUUUCAGAAGGAGACAGCACGCCCAAAAGCGAGCCUGUCACAAAGAAAAACAAGGAGAAUGCUGUAGACAAGGUUUCAUCAAAAAAGAAAAAGAAGAAGGAAAAGGAAGAGGCCCCGGUGAAAAAGCCUGACAAAAGUUUGCCCGUGAAAAAGGAAGCUCCACAGAAGCCUGAAGGCCGUGUAAGGAAACGAAAAAUAGUAGAGGUGGAGGACAUGCUUUUCAAGGAAUUUGACCGACUUGAACGAAAGCCAGUAGUGAAGCCUAAAACGGCACCUGAGGAGAAGAAGAAGGCCGAGUCUAAGGACAAGUUGGAAGAUGACGUGGCUGCCAUCAAAGCGGCUGAGGCCAAGGUUGUUCCACCACCUGACGAGCCCAAGAAAGAGCAGGCAAAAGAAAAGCAUGAGGGAAAGAAGAUCAAGAAACGAGACGACAAAUCUACUAAGACCAAAGCAGAGCCAGAAUUGAAGGCUGAAGCCAAGCAGCAGUCUGAAACCCAGGCGAAGUCUGAAUCCCAGCCAAAGGCCAAAGUGCAAGCUGCAAAGGCCAAAGCUCAUCAAAAGGCCAAAGCUCAGCCAAAGGACAAAGUCGAUUCCAAGCCUGAAGGCCAGCAUGAUGCCGAACCCAAAUCGAAGGUAAAAGCAAAGCCUGUGUCGGAGCCACAGUCCAAGUUGGAAAGCCAAGCUAAGUCUGAAGACCAGUCUGAAGCUCACUCUGAGGCUGGAGCUGAUUCUAAAGCGCAGGCUUCACCUGAGACCCAACACAAGUCCGAAGCUCAGCCCGAGCCUGAUGUGCAGCCUGAAUUUGAUGAUCAGCCCGAGUCCAACGUUCAGCCUGAGUCUGAAGAACAGGCCGGGUCUGAUGCCCUUCAUGACUCUAAAGCUCUAUCAGAGAUCGGAGCUGAGCAGGAGCCUGAAGCCAAGCCUAAAGCCAAGCCUGAAGCCCAGCCAGAUCCCAAAGCUCAGUCAAAGUCUGAGACCCCCGGUGAGGCACAACCUAAGGCCACGACCCACCCCAAGGCCGAGACGAGAGCCCAGUCAGAGGGCAAAUCUGAAGCCAAGCCUAAGGAGAAACAAAAAAUGAAGCGCCUGAGGGAGGAAGAUGUCUUUAACCGCAUAGGAAAGCGAUCCAGAAAGGACAGUGAACAAAAAAAGGAGGUGGGUGAAAGUCCCAAAGCAGUGCCUGAAAACAAUGCUGAGACAACAGAGGAUAAGCACAACACACUGUUAGAAUCGGAUGAGGCUACCCCCAAACCAGCUGACACUCAGGAGAAAACAGCUACGCCCAAGAAAGGUAGGAAAGAGCGCGAAAAGGAGAAGGUCGUGGAAAAAGACGAAACUGAAGUAAAGCCAGUGAGGGAAAGAAGUAAGCGACAAGCAGAACGGCAGUCAAGGAAACACGCCGAUGUUGAGAAGGCACUGUCUCCAGACACGAAGGACGACACUGAACGACAAUCCAGGAGAGCUACCAAGGCAGAAAAACCAUUGUCGCCAGACGCAAAACGUGACACUGAACGGCAGUCCAGAAAGGGCAACAAGACAGAGAAAGCACUGUCUCCAGGCACAAAGCACGAUUCUGAACGGCAAUCCAGAAGGGGCACCAAGACGGACAAGACACGGUCUCCCGAUGUGAAGCACAACGAAAAGAGCGUCAAAGGCGACGGCGCGCCGUUCAGCACAGAUGCAGAGCCGCAAUUCCCGACGGAGAAGCAGAUCAGAGAAGCCGCACUUGCGAAGCUAGCAGCAAAGAGUGAGAAACCAGUGGAUCCAUACGAAAUUCCACUGCCACCACCAUCUGACAUUCCGUCUGUACCUGACGAGGAUGACGAGGAUGACAUGGCCAUCGACGAGGUUCCCACAUUAGAGUUAACACAACGAGAGCUCAAGCUUUACGAAAUGAGCCCACACCUGAUCGAACACAGUUACACCAAGAUCCCGGAUGACGAAGAAGCAGAUGAUGAGGAUAAGCAGCAGACGCCAUCACCUCCCCGCAAGAGGGGCCGAUCGUUAGCAUUGGAGAAUGAAGCCGAGCUUGACGAGCCAGGGAAGUCGCCACCGCCACGACGCCGGCAGCGGCGCAAGAAGGGAGUCGGCGAGAGUACCACACAGCAUGAGGCAAAAGGGGAUAAAUCAGCACCCCUCAUUAUGGGGCAGAAAAAUGCAGGGGCUCCAUAUGUCCCACAAUCAACACAUGAAAUGUGCAGGUUGUGCAGUAAUAUUUUCUUUCUUUUUUUUUUGCAAGGUUCGCUGUUGGCAAAGUUCACUGGGCACAUGGUCCACCAAAAGACACGGUAUCGUGGCUCGGCACCUGGAAGUAGCCUUGCAUUGAGGGAAACAUUCUUUAACGAUUCUCAUCCAGUGGCAAGACCAAUGCAAAGACUGCAACAACAAGAGCUUCUACAGGAUGAACACUGCAUCCAGGGUGAAGUCAAAGUUGCUGCAGAUCUGAUGGAGUCUGAUCUUGCAAUUUCUAUAGGUGAGGUAAUGAAGUCACAACAGCCUGUUAAGCCUUGCACAAUACGCUCGCGUCGUUCUAAGUGCACUAAAAGGCAAAAGCCACCACCAGCAGACAAUGAACAAGACUCGCACAGGGAUGCAGAGUUGGCGGCAAACUUCUCAAAGCCAUUUUUGCCUGACAAAGUGCAAGAGUCAUCAGCAUUUUCGAGAAUGUGCUCAAGGUUGAAAUCCUACACUGUCCUUAAAGACACAGCUCCCCAACUCAUUGAUGAGUCAGCGUCAACAGGUGAUAAAAAAGACCUGCCCAAGGAUGCAACGUUCACAACAGAUGACUUGAAGCCCACUUUCCCUGAUGAACUGCAACAGCCAUCAGCAUUUUCAAGACUUUGCACAAGGUUCAAAUCCUACGGCAUUCUCGAAGACACAGAUCAUCAACAGAGCACGGUCGUUCUUCAAAGGCAUUCCACUUUCGAGAAGAGUAGUGAAGCACUGUGGGCUGAAGAUCAACAGCGCACAUUGGAUGGCAAACCACCAGAAGAAGAUAACGGCUGCGCGGAGAUUGCCAGUGCCCUAUUACCAGCCAAGGACAAAGGACUGGCAUGCAACGUGGAGCAGGAGCACAGACCACAUCAGGUCAUGAAGGUCACCACAUCAGCAGCUUGCCACAGAGGUAAAGGAGCUGUUGAAAAGUGUUUUAAAGUAAAAACAGAAGGAUAUCAAGACUCCGAAAGAGCUGAUGCGGGGCACGAAGAACACAUCAACGAGCCAUGUGCUGAAGCAGACCAUCUAGUGGCAGACAACGAGACAAGCCUGGGAGAUAUGGCAACAAGGGGUGCAUAUGGCAAGGCAUGCCUUUCAGCCGAUGAUGAAGAGCACGCAGGCAGCUCUAGAAAAGGCAGAGAGUCCACUAAGGUGCCAACACAUUGGAGAAAAGAAGUCGUGAAAGGUUAUUUGAGCAAUGAACCUGAAGACAAAAGACCGCAGAAUGAGGAUGCUGCUGUAGACAAGGGAGAGGUGGAAAGAAAGAAGCGAAGGCUGAGCAAGAGCCCCUACUUCAAAGCAGCAGGCGAGCCCCUGGGUUUCAAGAUUGGCUCCAAGCCCUGGGUGCCACCACAGUCGCCGUACAACCUUGUGCAGGAGCAGCUCUACAGGGAUCCCUGGAAAGUCCUGAUAGCAACUAUAUUUCUCAAUCGCACCACAGGCAAGGCAGCCAUUCCCAUCCUGUGGCAGUUCCUGGAUCUCUACCCAACUGCACACGCUGCUAUCAACGCAGACACUGAGGAGAUUGCCAAGCUGUUGCAGCCACUCGGUUUGCACAGGAAGCGUGCAGCCAUCAUACAGAAGUUCUCCGAGGAGUACCUGACCAAAGAAUGGCGAUACCCAGAUGAGCUACAUGGAAUCGGCAAGUACGGAAGUGACUCAUACCGUAUCUUCUGCAUCAACGAAUGGAGAAAGGUCAAGCCCAACGACCACAUGCUGAACAAGUACCAUGCCUGGUUGAAGACACAGAACCUGGACUGAGUACUGCCUCAGACCUGAACACCUGUGGCUUCAGUUGUCCAUUCUCACCGGGCACGAAAGGAGUUGGCCUGCUAGAGAAAAGCAGACAUGCAACAAUGUGAUGGAAGUUGAGGAGAGUCCUACAAUGUAACGACCAUUUUAGCUUUUCCCACAGAUCACUUUUGGCUCUGUUUUACUGAAAAGUGUUGCCAAGUUGUGAAGUGCUUUCAUGAGCUAACAGCGCUGACAAGUUCUUUCUGAGUAAAUUGUUUUUCAGCCUUACUCAUAAAACCUGUUACAUUGCAGUUUGCCGGCAUUAUUAGCCUAUCUAUUUUAUCAUUCUCAAGAGUGUUCUUGCAAAGAAAGGACAAGUUUGUAUUGCUUUUAGUGCUUUGUUAGUUUCCAUGUUACAUCUUUUUAUAACCGCUCAUGAAGUGACUGCUACCUACUACGUGUGAACUUUGAAUUCACUGUACUGCGGUGUACUGAUAGACCUACAGCUUGGCAAGAACACUUCAGUUCUGCACUACAACGUGAAAAGACACUUCACAGCUGUUUGAGUCCUGUUUCGUGUUUAACGCCCUUUGUACUCAUAAGCUUACCACAAGCUGAAAGUCCUUUUCAUUGUUUUGUCUUGAACUGAACAUCAGUCUACUUGCUUUUUGUUUAAUUCUCUAUGCUUGUUUUAAAUCAGAAAUCUAAUUACAAGCAGAAGUUGAGUAACAUUGCUUACCUUAUCUUUCAAAGAUAUGCAAAUUUCUCGUUUAGUGAGUUAGCAAGCUGUAGUUUGAGGCGGGCUUCACCGAAAUCGAGCAGCUGCCAAACAUGUGCUACAAUAGUAACAACCAUUUACUAUCACAAAUGUAGUUCGGGUUGCUUUAUUUCUGUGAGGACAGGCUAUGCAUAAGUGGGCACUAACACAACCCUUUACUUAGUUCUUUUUGAAAGGAAAAAGAAAAAAAAAACUUGGUUUCACUUUUGCAAAGCUGUAAGGUUUAUUGAAAACAAUCUAUCUUGCAUCUUGUAUGUUACCUAUCACGUUUUACAUAAUGUAGACAAGCUGCUUUGUGCUGCAACAAAGAAUGUGAGAAAGUAAGAAACCAGUGGUUGCUGUGGUUUAAAGUAAGUGCACUGUGUUCUUUUGUUUCUUGUGUGUGCAUAUGUGUGCCCAUUUACUGUAUAUUCACAAAAUCAUUGCUUAAGCUGCUACAAGGACAUUUAGACACUUAGCAGCUUCCAGGUCAGAGCAGGCAUUUCUCUGUUCGUGUAUAUUAAUCAACUCUUGGUCAUUCACAUCAUAUUGAAAGCAACUGUGAUUCAGACUGUUAACCAGUGUGUAACUGCUGCAUCAUUUGGAUCAUAUCCAAAGCAACUGUAAUUUAUGCUGUUCACCAAAUGUCAUAUCAUUCAAGGCAUUGUUUGUAUAACAUUAGGCAUGUCACAGUGUACAGCUCUCCAAGACUUUAAUUAUCUCACUGAGGCCUAGACGGAUACAACAGCCCCUGCCUGUCAUGUCAGUCAGCUCUCCCCUAAGAAUAUUAAAAACGUGGAGAAUUGUACACGGCUCAAAAAUUGCUUAACUGAACGAUUCUUUAAUAUCGAUAAUGAAUGUUACUGUCACUUUGCUUAUGGCAACAAUUUAAUUGCAUAAAUGAAAUGGGUUUUAUUGUUUUUAAACUUCCUUUGAACAAUUUUAAGGUGGACUGUUAUCUUUAAUUUUAUUGCCUACUCAUUAGUUUUCAUAGUGAUAUAAAGGAAUCAGUCUCACAUAGCGUUAAAAUGAAGUGCUGUGUGCAGCACAGAUUAUGCUUUAUUACAUGUUGUUUUACUGCUACACAAUAAAUACGGGUUCUGUAAUUUUCCUACAUCAAAUGUCUCGUGAAAUCCUUAGCAGUGUGUACUAUGUAAUAGUGUUAUGCUUAACACACUGCUACCCUUGCAUUGACUUAACAAAAAGUACUAGCAUUAGUGAACACUUGUCAAGUGCUGUUGUUUAUAUGUUGUGCUUCUGUUUCCUGUCGCCCUGUUUUCAUUUUCUUUCACCUGUAGGAUUACUUACAAUGCUGUCCAAAUCAAAUAAGCUUCCUGCUGUGUAUGUCAAAUGUUCAGAGGUAGCUGUAUAUCUGUUCAGUAUUCCAGGAACUUUAAUAAUUAGAGCGCUUUUUGUUUUGUUCUUUUUUUCUCGUUUCUCUGUUUGUUUCAUUAUGUGUUUCAUUAGCCUAAUUUCUAGCUAAUGUUUCUCAAAUUUUCAGUAUAGAACAAACCACUUCUGUAAUUGCUGUUUCUAAGCAUGGCAAAAAAUAUUAUUAAUGUAUUUAUUUAUUUAUUUAUUUAUUUAUUUAUUUAUUUAUUCCAAAUACCUUCCAGGGCAAAUGCAUUGUAGGGGAGAGUGGUUACAAAGGAACGGUAAGUUAUACAAAGUUAUACAAAAGAAACGGUAAUUCAGAAACUAUUAAGGCAGACUACAGGAAAUAACAACAAAGCAAAAAACAAGAACUGCAUGAUACAAACAAAAUGACUUGCUGUAUAGCACAGUUAGUUACAAUGAAAAAAUGAAAAUAAGGAUUGUUUGAACAAAUCAUGAUUCGUGAUGGAAACAAGAUUGGCAGGAAGGUGGUUCCAGUCGCGUGGGAUGUUCAGUGCGAAAGAGUGUGAAAAUGUGUACUUCAGGCGUGCUUCUUAGAGCCAUUAGUUGCAGUCUUGAACAUUGGGACCCUCAUCUGUAUAAUUUUGACACUGUAACUAACAUGGAAUGCAAUAAUAAAUAUCAAUUGAUUAAUUGAUUGAUUUAAAAGGACAUUAGUUGCUUUGUGGAACUUAGAGCAGAAGAAAAAAUUGGUCCAUCGCUCUUUCAAAGAGGUUGGCCAUAACACAAAAAUGAAACAUGUAUUUUAAGAACCAGUGGCAGCUUCGUUAGGCAUUCACAAAUACAAGUGCACUAUUAAAGGUGCAGUCCUUUAUUAUAUACAGUUUCGCUCGAAAGUGUCCAUGUUGCCAGGCAUAUACCGUAUAGAAUCAUGUAAGAGCCACACCCCCUACUUGGCAGCCCAAUAUUUGAAAAAGAAA
Molecule: messenger RNA, 8079 nt
Organism: Dermacentor andersoni
Lineage: Eukaryota; Metazoa; Arthropoda; Arachnida; Ixodida; Ixodidae
Source: RefSeq, a predicted model, not a curated record